This is a messenger RNA of Tuber melanosporum (Perigord truffle), 907 nucleotides long. RefSeq lists its product as uncharacterized. The coding region runs from base 109 to 477 and encodes 122 amino acids. NCBI's taxonomy places the organism in Eukaryota, Fungi, Ascomycota, Pezizomycetes, Pezizales, Tuberaceae. Gene Ontology annotation, cellular component: nucleus; DSIF complex. The transcript is spliced from 3 exons. The record is from RefSeq and is a predicted model, not a curated record. Gene Ontology annotation, molecular function: zinc ion binding; RNA polymerase II complex binding. Gene Ontology annotation, biological process: chromatin organization; regulation of transcription elongation by RNA polymerase II; positive regulation of DNA-templated transcription, elongation.
CCUUCAACCACAACCACAACAACCAAGAAGAGGACUACCUCCACCUCACCCCUUUACCACAAACACAAACACAAACACAAUAAUCGUCUAUUACGGCCAAGUCUCAUAAUGUCCAGUGGAUCCAAUUUCGUCCCAACCAACCAGUACCGGCAUUUACGGGCGUGUAUGGUCUGUUCAGUAGUUCAAACUCAGCAAAAAUUUAUUAAGGAUGGCUGCCCGAACUGCGAAGACUACCUGAACUUCCGCGGCCAACCUGACUUUGCCGACGAUUGCACCUCACCGGUUUUCGAGGGCCUUAUCACACUCCGCGACCCAAAAAACUCUUGGGUGGCUAAAUGGCAGAGACUUGACGGAUAUCGCAAGGGAGUUUAUGCGGUGAAAGUUAGCGGGAAUCUUCCAAUAGAGGCCCUCGAUAUGCUUGCUUCUCACAAUAUCGAGUACCGACCCCGCGAUGGAAGUGACGUUAACCAGGAUUGACCAAUCGGAUAUCUUCGAUGUUUUCUUUAUUCUAUGUCUACCAAUAAUCUGCCGGCGUGUGGAAAAAAGUUUGUCCUGAGACCCUCAGUUCUGUCGCACCCGAGAAGCUUAGUUGUUAGUGGCCACUCAAUGGGUAUCCGACCAGAUCUCGCCAUGUCACAGGAGCUCUAAGGUUUCUAGUUUAGGGGGAUUUAGCUGUUGGAGCAUUGCCUAUGUGCUAAUUUGCCGUGUGGGGGGCUUGAACAAAAAUCAAACCUGGUUGUGGGGGCCUCAGACAGACAUACAUACAGCGCCGUCAAGAUUUUUUUUUCUUCAUUCUCCUUUUCGGCCAUUGGUUGCUUACUACAAGGGGCCCCUCUGGGAUUCCCCUAACAGAUUUCUCGUUUAAUUUUCCCCCUCCACGUUAGAAAUAGAAAUCGCAAGUUGAAAA